UUAUCGGCAGUUUGUCUUUUUUUGCUUCCCGAACUUCUCUUCUUCCUUUUGCUUCCUCUUCGCUCUGCUCUGCUUCAUUUUCGCAAGCACUUCUCUCCCUCCCAACAUCCUCUCUCCCUCUCACUGAUGCCUUCGGGCUGAUCGGUUCUCUUUGAGCGGGCAAUUCAAUCCAUGUCGGGUCGAAACGCCCCUCGCUCCAAAAAUGGUACAUUCGACGUUUCUCCAGGGUUUCUCCGCAAUUUCUCCCCGCGGAGUACACGGAUCGCCAGUGACUGACGUGACAUGACAGGUUGCAGCACUUGCCGCCGUCGAAAGGUGAAAUGUGGUGAGGAGCGUCCAACAUGCCAGCGCUGCUACAAUCUGCGAUUGAAUUGCGAAUGGGGAGUUCCUGUAAAGCGCGGCAAGCCUGCCUCCGUCCGCCAUCUCCAACCGGCUGAGCCUCGGUGGUCGGGCAAUGAUAUAGUCUCCGUCAAUUCUGCGACUGCGACGCAAGGGAUCCUGAAUCCGCAGUACGCAAGUACUCUGGCGGCGAUAUGGCAGCACCCCAGCACCGUCGCAGACUUCACCCCGAUCCUUCCGGAGACGCUUUCCACAGCGGGCUGGCCCUGCUUUCCUCCCAUCACGCCAGUUUCUCCUCUCUAUCCAUCGCUCUCAGAACCAGACCUCGCCUGUUCGAAUUCUCUGAUCCUGUCCGAUCAUGACAAGAAGUACUUUCAGUAUUUCCCCUCGUCUUCGGUGGUGUUCUACUAUAUGAAGUCCUGGCAGUGGAGCAGCUUCAACUAUCUGUACCAGGGGCCGGCUGCGACGAAUAAAGUCAUCAUGCGAAUGAUACUAGCUCUCUCGGCCAGUGAUAUGCAUCGGAACGGGCUCGUAGUCCGAUCUCCGGGACGUCCGACCGCAGAAGACCACGGUCGCUACCAUUACGGGCUGGCUGUCAAAGAAUUCCGCCAGUUACUAGAAACCCCGAAACUUCAAGUGACGCCAACGGAGCUGGAGAUAAUCUUCGCCACCAUGUUCCUGAUGAUCACAUACGAAUGGCAGUAUGGUCACUGUGUACACCAUCUCCAAUUGCAUCUGCAGGGUGUGCGAUCGUUGUUGGAAACCCAUCCGGAAGUGUUCCACAUUAAAGAUGUGAACAAUGUGCUUCUAUCAAUGGACUCGGAACAGUCGGAUGAAUCUGUAUCCCGCGUUUCAUUCAUCCCGGAGCAAUUGCUGCUGUGGAUACUCUACAUUGAUGUGAGUUGCCGUCCUCAAGGAACCACGGAAUCGCUGUAUGAGUAUGUGUUACGGUCGGGCAAUCCAGCUCUUCAUCCGGAUCGGCUGCAUCGCUGCGCUCGUCUUUGGGGACGCUGUUUCUAUGGAAAGCAAUAUCCUGAUCAGCAAGUGUCGGACGACAUGGAAAAUUAUCGGGGCUUGGAAUUGAUUCACAUUGCCAUGACGCUGCGGUACAAAACGUGGCAGGUGCUUGUUGAUGAUCCCAGUCGCAGCGGUUUUGAGGGCGAAUCUUUGUUCAAUGAAAUGAUGUCGAUUCACGAUCAAUACUCUGAUCUUUUCAUCACGGCUAAAUUUGCCGGACCAACCUCGAUGCGACGCACCCUCAACACGAUUAACAUGGCCGUCAGUACCUUCUACGCUCAGAUCCUUUUCCAUCGCCGCCUUCUCCGCCCUCCCGGUCCCCCGAGCACUAUCCACCGCCAUGCUGUCACCAACAUCCUUGAAAUCACUCGCAAGCAAUACACAUCCGAGCCGCGGCUCCUUCGCCGAUUACACUGGCCCCUGUUGAUGGCGGCCAUCGAGACCGAAGACCCGGUCCAACGAGACUGGAUUCGUCAACGACUAUCCGAACUUCAACAAUACCACUCGGAGUUUCGCUGGGCCCAUGACUUGGUUGACGAGGUUCUUGCCCGGCAGGACGCCAGCCAGGGAGAAUACGUCGAUUUGGCACAGUUGCUGCGCAAUCAGGACAGCUUUUUACAAAAGCUUUAGAUCAUGCAUUAUGUAUAUAGACAAUACCCUCAAUAAUUUUUCCAUUCUUUUGAACUGAGACGCUCGAUGACACCCGAGAACCCAAUCUACGCCGUAUUCUCCAGGAAAUAUGCAUCAUAGGCAACCUCGCUCUUCGCUCUGGUCGCCCGACCCACGAUGACUCGAUUGUUCAGCCACUUAUACUUCUCAUGGCCCGUCUCGAUCUUGACAUGCAAGUGGAACCAAUACUGCGACGGAUCAACCGGUCCACCGUCCAUCAGGGCCUGCAGGACCUCUGGGGGACCGGCUCUGGUUCCUUCCGUCCUAUAGAUGGUCAAUUCUCUCUAUGCAAGCGGAUGAGAUCAGUUGAGACGAACCUGAUAUACAAAAACGCCCCAUCGUCAGUCUUGAUCACGUAGUUUGUGUUCACGUGCGUUGUCUGGUCGGUCUCCACGAGCCUGUCACAUCCGCCUUAGACUUAGUACUUCCGCUUCUCAUCCUGAGAUCUGAACAAACAAUACGAGACAAAAGAUACUAACAUGAAAUCUGCACCCCCCGGAACUACCUCCCCGUUCAGAUAUUUCCCAUAGACCGUUCCGGAUUCGAUCGGAACGCAGCGGCGACGACCGUAAGGCCCCGUGCCGAUCUCCAUGGGCGGUGAUACGGCGCAUCGGAGCGUGAAAAGGUGCGUGAGGGCCGGGGGAGGGGAAAUUGGGUCCAUCUUGAACAAUUUUUGGAGUAUCUGUUCGAAUAUGGUGGGGUGGUGAGGGAGGUUAUAUGAGACAUUCAAUGUGGAGUAGGAGGGGUAAGAAUUUAUACAGAUUCAUCGGAGGUCCGAUAGGAGAAUGACGACGGGGCGGUUCCACUUGGCGCAGUGGGGUUGACUAACUGGAGGGGAAUUUGUUCUUUCAGAAUGAUGAAAUAAUUAUAAUCUGGAUUAAUGACUUACUCGGUACUACGGAGUAUUGUUGCUGCUGAGGAUGGUUCAUCAGGAGACGACGGAUGACAUCAUCAAUGGCCUGACUGCCUGAGGUGCAACUGCCAAGCAUUUUCCCCUUUCGCUCUCUUUCUUCUGUCUCUCCUUUCUUUCUUGCUACAC
Aspergillus melleus is the source of this 3064-nucleotide messenger RNA. Its product is annotated as Zn(II)2Cys6 transcription factor. The transcript has 3 exons. Gene Ontology annotation, biological process: regulation of DNA-templated transcription. The record is from RefSeq and is a predicted model, not a curated record. Lineage: Eukaryota; Fungi; Ascomycota; Eurotiomycetes; Eurotiales; Aspergillaceae. Gene Ontology annotation, molecular function: zinc ion binding; DNA-binding transcription factor activity, RNA polymerase II-specific. Bases 283 to 1986 code for a protein of 567 amino acids.